Molecule: messenger RNA, 1068 nt
Organism: Grosmannia clavigera kw1407
Lineage: Eukaryota; Fungi; Ascomycota; Sordariomycetes; Ophiostomatales; Ophiostomataceae
Product: arsenite translocating ATPase
Exons: 2
Coding region: 1-1068 (355 amino acids)
Biological process (GO): post-translational protein targeting to endoplasmic reticulum membrane
Cellular component (GO): GET complex
Molecular function (GO): ATP hydrolysis activity; ATP binding
Source: RefSeq, a predicted model, not a curated record
AUGGCAGCUCUGGUCAAUCUCGACGACGACGAUGCCCUGGCGCCGACCCUGCAGUCCAUCCUCGACCAGCGGUCGCUGCGCUGGAUCUUUGUCGGCGGCAAGGGCGGUGUCGGCAAGACGACCACGUCGUGCUCGCUGGCCAUUCAGCUGGCCAAAGUCCGCCGCAGCGUGCUGCUGAUCUCGACGGACCCCGCGCACAACUUGUCGGACGCGUUCUCGCAAAAGUUUGGCAAGGAUGCCCGCCUGAUCGAUGGCUUCACCAACCUGAGCGCCAUGGAGAUUGACCCCAGCGCCGGGUUGCAGGACAUGAUGGCCGGCAUGUCGGAAGGCGACAACAACGCUGCUGCCGGUGCCAACGGUGGCAUGAACAGCAUGGUGCAGGAGCUGGCCUUUUCGAUACCUGGAAUCGAUGAGGCCAUGUCCUUUGCCGAGGUGCUGAAGCAAGUCAAGUCCCUCUCGUACGAGACGAUUGUGUUUGACACGGCGCCGACGGGUCACACGCUGCGUUUCCUCCAGUUCCCAUCGGUGCUUGAGAAGGCGCUGACCAAACUGAGCCAGCUGUCGGAGCAGUACGGCCCGCUGCUCAGCGGGCUUAUGGGCGGCGGGGCUGGCGCAACGCUGCCCAACGGCCAGAGUCUGACGGGCAUGAUGCAGCAGCUCGAGUCGCUGCGGCAGACGAUUAGCGAGGUCAACGCGCAGUUCAAGGAUGACGCGCUGACGACGUUUGUGUGCGUGUGCAUCCCCGAGUUCCUGUCGCUGUACGAGACGGAGCGCAUGAUCCAGGAGCUGGCGUCCUUUAGCAUCGACACGCACAGCAUCGUCGUCAACCAGCUGCUAUACCCGCGCAAGGGCUCGCAGUGCGAGCAGUGUAACGCGCGCCGGCGCAUGCAGAAGAAGUACCUCGACCAGAUCGAGGAGCUCUACGAUGACUUCAACGUCGUCAAGAUGCCGCUGUUGGUCGAAGAGGUUCGCGGCAAGGAGAAGCUGGAGAAGUUUAGCGAAAUGCUCAUCCACCCAUACGUUCCGCCAGACGUGUUCGACGGGUUGGACGAGAAGGCGGCACAGUGA